Molecule: messenger RNA, 1815 nt
Organism: Auxenochlorella protothecoides
Lineage: Eukaryota; Viridiplantae; Chlorophyta; Trebouxiophyceae; Chlorellales; Chlorellaceae
Exons: 8
Coding region: 1-1815 (604 amino acids)
Biological process (GO): peptidyl-tyrosine sulfation
Cellular component (GO): Golgi apparatus
Molecular function (GO): protein binding; protein-tyrosine sulfotransferase activity
Source: RefSeq, a predicted model, not a curated record
AUGCUCUGUGCAUGUAUCCUGGCUGCCCUGCUGUGGCAAGCAGGGUGCCAGCGCAUCGGCAGCGUGACAGAGCUGCAGGACAGCGUGGCGCGGCUGGAGCGGGAGCUGGCGCGCGCCCCCGACGCCGAUCGGCCGGCGGCCAGCCUGCGUCUGGCACUGGCCCUGCACCAGUUGGACAGCGCGGCGCCAGACGGCCGCAGCCGCGUGCCGCGCGCCGCCGAGCUGUACCGCGCCGUGGCUCGCGGCACCGACGACGACGCCGGGCGCGCGGUGGAGCUGGGCAACCUGGGCGCGCUGCUGCUGGGCGCGGAGGACGCCGAGGGGGCGCGGGCGGCGCUCACCGAGUCCCAGGCCCUGUGCCGCGGCCUGCUCGAUGGGGGGCCGUCCCGGCCCGUGACCCUGGAGGAGCAGUGCACGGGGAACGAGUUCAACCUGGCCAAGCUGCUGCAGACACUGGGCGACGCUGAAGGGGCAGAGGCCGUCCUCCGCUCGCGCCUGCUCACCCGCGCCGCCCUCGAGCGCACGCCGGCCCUGUAUGCCAAGGCGGCGGCGGCGCUGCCGACCUACACGGCCGCGGAUGCGGCGGCUUUUGAGGAGGUGGCGGGUCCGUUGGGAGACAGCAGCCCCACAAGAGGGCCUCUGGCCGGGCUGGAAGCCUACGACCGCGCCUGGAUACACUACGCCCUCUUCAGGGCCCAUCGGGAGCAAGGGGCGUACGAGCGGGCAUGGCGGCACCUGGAGCAGGCCAACUCGCUGCAGGAUUCCAAGGACGCCGGCGACGGCAACCUGGCCUCCAACCUCCAGACGCUCACCGCGGUGUUUGGAGGCCAGGCGACUGGCUCGGGCCCGCAGCAGGCUGCAUGGCGGGCCCUGGUCCGGGGUGCCCGGGGCACGCAGGACGCCACCCCCAUCUUCAUCGUGGGCCUGCCCCGCAGCGGGAGCAGCCUGGCAGAGGCCAUCCUGGCCGCACACCUCCAGGUGUGGGGCGCGGGGGAGGACGGCGCGCUGGCCCCGCUCCUCCCCGACCUCCUGGCCCUCCUGCAGUCGGGCGACUGGCUCCGCCCCGGAUCCAGGAAGGUGCAGGCGAUCGCUCGACGGUACCUGGAUGCCAUGCGGUCAAGGGUACCACAGUCUAGGAAGAACGUAACCCACAUCGUGGACAAGAUGCUGUUCAACUCAUGGAACCUGGGCUUCAUCUCCAUGCUCUUCCCCAACGCCUGCAUCGUGCACGUGGAGCGCCACCCCGCCGACACCGUCCUCUCCUGCUUCGCCCAGUCCUUUGAACGGCGCGGCAUCCUCUGGGCUAAUAACCUCACCCGCAUCGUGGACCAGCACAUCCAGACCCAGAGGGUGAUGGCCCUAUGGGAGCGGGUGCUCCCCCCCGGCCGCGUGUACCGCCUGCGGUACGAGGACGUGGUGCGGGACGGCGAGGUGGCGUCGCGCGGCCUCCUGCGCGCCUGCGGCCUGGCCUGGGACCCGGCCGUGCUGGGCUUCCACGCCAGCCAGGGACGCAGCGUGGCCACGGCCAGCGCGCUGCAGGUGCGACAGCCGCUGCACGCCCGCGCCGUGGGCGCUUGGCGCCGCUUCGCACCCUGGCUGGCGCCCGCGCUGCGCCCGCUGCGUCACGACGUCGCGGCGUACGAGGCCGCGGCAGGGCUGCCAUCCAGCGCGCCGCUCCUCGACGACGAGGUUUUAGGUGGCGGGGCGGUCCAGAAGGAUGGGGUGGAGGGCGGCGCCGCCCGCGACGAGCAAGCAGACGCCAGCGCCGCCCGCAACGAGCAAGCAGACGCCAGCGCCGCCCGCGACGAGCUGUGA